AUAGAGUCAAUGUUUUGAUAUCACUUUCUCUUCAACUAUGGAAAGAGCUUCUUUCUCUCUCAGACCAAACAAAUGGAUUCUUCUGUUUUACUUACCAAUGUUUUUGCUGCUGCAAUAGGCUUCUUCGUGAUCUUUAAAAUGUUUAGAUCCCAUCAAGAAAACAAAGAACCCAAUUCUUCUUCGUCUUCUUCUUCUUCUUCAUCAUCAUCAUCAUCAUCAUCAUCAUCAGUUCCUUCAUCUAAUACCUGGACAUACGACGUCUUUCCGAGCUUCCGGGGAGAAGAUGUCCGCAAGAAUUUUUUCAGUCAUAUUCAGAAGGAGUUCCAGAGAAAAGGAAUCACACACUUCGUUGAUAAUGAGAUGAAGAGAGGAGAAUCCAUCCGUCCUGAAAUCAUAAGUGCCAUCAGAGAUUCUAAGGUCGCCAUCAUCUUGAUCUCGAUGAACUACGCUUCUUCGAUGUGGUGUCUUGACGAACUGGUUGAGAUUAUGAAGUGCAAGAAAGAGUUGGAUCAAAUUGUGUUGCCAAUUUUCUAUGAAGUUGAACCUUCUCAUGUAAAAAAACUUACCGGAGAUUUUGGAAAGGUUUUCAGAAAGACUUGUCGGGGUAGAAGCAAAGAAGAAACUGAGAGAUGGAGACAAGCUCUGGAGGACGUAGCUACAACCGUUGGUUACCACUCGAUGAACUGGGAUAAUGAAGCGGCCAUGAUAGAAAAAAUCGCCACUAAUGUUUCAGCAGAGCUGCUAAAUUAUGCGCCAUCAAGUGUUUUGGACAGUUAUGUUGGGAUGAGAGAUCACAUGGUAAAGAUGGAACAAUUAUUAUGCCUCUCUGAUGAAGUGAGGAUGAUAGGGAUUUGGGGUCCUUCUGGAAUUGGUAAGAGCACCAUAGCUAGAGCUCUAUUUGGAGAAUACAUUCAUAAGUUCCAGUACAGUGUCUUCAUGGACAAUAUCAGAAGACGCUAUCCAAUACCUUGUCACGAUGUAUACAGCACACAACUGCAACUACAAACAGAGAUGUUAUCUCAAAUAAUCGACCAGCAGGAUAUCAAGAUUCGUCAUUUGGACGUUGCAAAAGACAGAUUAAAAGACAAAAGAAUACUUGUCGUUCUUGAUGAUGUGGACCAUGUGAUGCAACUCCAUGCACUGGCUAAAGAAGCUCGUUGGUUUGGUCCUGGAAGUCGGAUUAUCAUGACAACGCAAGAUAAAAGAGUUUUGCAUAGACAUGGAAUUAACCAUAUACAUGAGGUGGGUUUCCCAUCUGACGAAAAGGCUCUUAAAAUAUUCUGCAUGUAUGCUUUUGGUCAAAAGUCACCGUAUUAUGGUUUUGAGAGCCUUGCUAGGAAAGUUACACAACUUGCCGGUAACCUCCCUCUAGGACUAAUGGUUAUGGGAUCCUAUUUUCGAGGAAUGUCGAGGCAGGAGUGGGAAAUGGAACUACCAAGGUUAUGGAGUAGCCUUAACGGAGAAAUUGAGAGCAUUUUGAAGUUCAGUUAUGAUGCUUUAUGUGAUGAAGAUAAAGAUUUAUUUAUCUAUAUAGCAUGUUUCUUCAACAACGAAUGGAUUAAAAGAGUAGAAGAAUUUCUACCAGAGAAUUUUUCUAAAGUGAUAUGCGGUCUUCGAAUUUUAGCUGAUAAAUCUCUCAUAUCUAUCGACCGUGGAUACAUAAAGAUGCAUAAUUUGCUAGCGUGUUUGGGUAGAGAAAUUGUUCGUAAACAAUCAAUUCAUGGCCCUGGGCAGUGGCAGCUUUUGGUUGAUGGUAGAGAGACAUGCCAAAUACUGAGUAACUCCUAUACACCAGGUAGUAUAAAUGUAAUAGGCAUAGAUUGCGAAUAUUCAGAGAUCGAGAAUGGGUUAUACAAAAAUGACAAAGCCUUUGAGAAAAUGAGUAAUCUCCAAUUCUUAAGGAUCGGUGAUACACGCCCGAGAUUGCACUUACCACAAAGUCUGAAUUACUUACCUCGGACACUUAAAUUACUAGAUUGGGAUGGUUUCCCAAUGACAUGUUUGCCUACAAAUUUCAAUCCGGAGUUCCUCAUAGAUAUAUACAUGCCUUCAAGCAAUAUUGAGAAACUGUGGAAAGGAAGUCAAACAAUUAAAAAUCUCAAGCGGAUGUGUCUGAGGGAUUCCAUAAACCUGAAGGAGGUUCCUGAUCUCUCAACAGCCACUAAUCUCAGGAAUUUGGAUGUCAGCGGUUGCUCAAGUUUGGUGGAGCUCCCGUCAUCUAUUGGGAAUGCUACUAAUCUCAAUGAAUUGUUUCUUAGUCGUUGCCCAAAUAUGGUAGAGCUCCCAUCUUCCAUUGGGAAUGCUACCAAACUCAAGAAAUUGGAUCUUAGUGGUUGCUCAAGUCUGGUGAGACUUCCGUUUUCUAUUGGGAAUGCUACCAAUCUCACAGAUUUAGAUCUCCGUGACUGCACAAGUCUGGUGGAGCUCCCAUCUUCUAUUGGAAACCUUCAUAAGUUGUCGUCGUUUAUUUUGAAAGGUUGCUCAAAGAUAGAAGCCAUUCCGGUCAAUAUCAACAUGAAAUCUCUAACAACACUUGAUCUUUCUGAUUGCUCCUUGUUGAAAACAUUUCCUGAGAUUUACGCAAACAUUAAACGUCUCAUGCUCAAUGGAACUGCAAUAGAAGAAAUUCCUCCAUCAAUCACGUUAUGGUCUCAUGAUCUUUAUCAUUUUGCUGUGUCAUACAGUGAAAACCUUGGGAAUUCCAUACAUGCUUUAAACCUCAUCACGGAGCUGCACGUGUGCGAUCAAAGAAUUCAAGAACUUGCUCCAUGGAUCAAGGAAAUGACUCGUCUACGUAAACUUAUAAUCAGUGGAUGCGCAAAGCUAGUUUCUCUCAUGCAGCUCCCAGACUCCUUAGAAACCCUAGAAGCGAAAAACUGUGUGUCCCUAGAGAGACUAGAUUCUUCUUUCCCCAAUAAAAAUCUCUGGAAAUUGGAUCUCAGUGGUUGCUCAAGCCUUGUGGAGCUCCCAUCUUCUAUUGGGAAUGCUACUAAACUCAAGGAAUUGAAACUCGGUAAGUGCUCAAGUUUAGUGGAGCUCCCCUCCUCUAUUGGAAACCUUCACAGGUUGCAGAGGUUGAAUUUGAAAGGCUGCACAAAGCUAGAAUCUCUUCCGAUGGAUAUCAACAUGGAAUCUCUCAGGGAAGUUGAUCUCGCUGAUUGCUCAUCGUUGAGAACAUUUCCUAAGAUGAUCUCCACAAACAUCGAACGCCUCAAGCUCAAGGGAACUGCAAUAGAAGAUAUUCCAUCAUCAAUCAUGUCAUGGUCUCAUGAUCUUUAUCACUUUACUGUGUCAUACAGUGAAAACCUUGGGAAUUCCAUGCAUGCUUUUGGCCUCAUCACAGAGUUGCACGUGUGCGAUCAAAGUAUACGAGAACUUGCUCCAUGGAUCAAGGAAAUGUCUCGUCUACGUAAACUCGUAAUCAGUGGAUGCACAAAGCUAGUUUCGCUCCCGCAGCUUCCAGACUCCUUACGAUACCUAAAAGCAGAAAACUGUGAGUCACUAGAGAGACUAGAUUCUUCUUCUUUUCAAGAUGUUGGAGCCAACUUUGGUAAUUGCUUCAAACUGAAUCAAGAAGCAAGAGAGUUAAUCAUAAGGACUUGUAGGUUUGCGGUCUUACCUGGAGAACAAAUGCCCACGUACUUUCUUUGGCAGGCCACCGGGAAACGGAAUGGCACGGAUAUACGUCAUCAUCAUCAGCCUCCUUCACCAUUGAUGGGAUUGAAGGCUUGUGUGUUGGUAGUUAAUAAGGGUGACGCCGAGAGGAAGGAGGAGGUGGAUGUAUACUAUUGCAUCAAGAAUAGUACCACCAGUGUAAGGCGUAGAUCAGGAAUACACACGCAACGUUUUCAACUUUUAAACGAGCAUCUCUACACGUUCGAGAGGGAAGAAAAGGUGAAUUGCAGAGAAUCAGUCUUUGAGUUUGAAGUCAGAGAUAAGAAUUGGGAGGUUAGAGAAUGCGGUCUAAAUUUUGUUCCCACAACUUUGAUCGUGUGAUUUUUUCUUGUGGUCAUGUCUGAUUUGGAUUAACUGAUGAUUUC
Molecule: messenger RNA, 4040 nt
Organism: Raphanus sativus (radish)
Lineage: Eukaryota; Viridiplantae; Streptophyta; Magnoliopsida; Brassicales; Brassicaceae
Product: probable disease resistance protein RPP1
Biological process (GO): defense response; signal transduction
Molecular function (GO): protein binding; ADP binding; ATP hydrolysis activity
Source: RefSeq, a predicted model, not a curated record